This is a messenger RNA of Linderina pennispora, 1284 nucleotides long. RefSeq lists its product as uncharacterized. The record is from RefSeq and is a predicted model, not a curated record. Lineage: Eukaryota; Fungi; Kickxellomycota; Kickxellomycetes; Kickxellales; Kickxellaceae. The transcript has a single exon. The coding region runs from base 1 to 1284 and encodes 427 amino acids.
AUGUUUCUUGGGACAGGCCUCUUCUCGGCUGGAGACAAGCAGGAGAUACAUCUAGCUAGGGUGGAAGCCGCACGCACUGCCAGGCUAAUUGUCGACCUCUGCCCUCAUGCGACUGGGCUAUGGUUUCACCAUCUGCGAGACUGGUGUACGAUUAAAGGGCUGCUAUAUGGUAUCCCUGGUGUUGGGAGUGAGAUCAUGCUACUUCUUCGCACCGAGCUUCAUUCACAGCUCACACAGCUUCAGAUAGCACGCCCUUUCCCUAAAGCCCUCGGCAAGCCGUUUGCUUCCAAUCUCGAAAUUUUGGACAUUGAUCUCGAUUUGCUCUCAGAGCUCACAUCAUUGCCGAAAAUCCCCAUCAAGCACCUGCGCAAACUUGCACUAUAUGCUAUCAGGCGCCAAAUCGACUGGGACGUGUUCGAGGUAGAACCAGAUGGAGAGAUGACGUUCGGGCAUCUCGAGGAGAUUGUUCUGCAAUUUGCUAAUGGGCAUGCCAACAGUGGGUAUUUUGUGACCGACAAGUGCAAUGUGGCAUUUCCUGUGACGACAUGUGUCAAAACAAUUGGUCUGUUAGAUACCAGCGUGGCGAUUCAGAACUACCUGAAGAAAGGACAGUGUAGACCGCUAAUGCUCGUGGAAGAUCCCUUCACUUUCGCGACUCGGAGUCUCAAUGUUCUUUAUUGCGCAACAUAUGUCCACAUCAUGUACCUUUAUAGACACAACGACGAGCAGACAGCGUAUACAUCACACUGCAUGCACAAGCUGUACAGACACAGGAACAAGUGGGUUCGCGGUCUUCGGCUCACUGGUAUCAACUACCCGAUGCCAGUGAAAAUCAACUGGAAGGGCUUGCGCUGGAUGCACAUCGAAGCUAGCAUUGCCGACAUCAACAGCAUCAUAAAUGUGGUCUCACAGCUGAAGGAUCUGGAAGCGCUCAUCAUCGACUGCUUCUCGAUGAAGCGCAGCCAUCUAACGGUGCCCGAGAGAGGUGAGCAUUUUGCCGACCAGACCAGCAUGUUCUACAGUAUUGAUGAAGCAGUCAGCAAUAUCUCCGACGAAGUUGGAUCAAAGCUCACUCGCUUGGAUAUCCGGUCGCGCAAGGCUCUAUGUGUCGACUCGGUUUUGCGUCUCACUGCAAUCAUGCCGAACCUGCAGGAGCUUGGUGUAAACGAGGAGUCGAUUGAGGCUGUGUCCAUGAGGAGUAGCAACCCCAGGAUUCGGAUUCGCGAGUUCACUGUACACAUCGACGAGGUGGACAAGGCGAGGGACAAGUAUUAUUGCGAAUAG